GACGCGUACUUGAAGGCAACAAAUUAGAUAGAACCAGAGAGCGAGGAAGAGAAAGGAGUUUGCUCAUCAGCCCUUUUUCCGUUUUCUGGCCGCUCGUUGUUCCUCCUCCUCCUCCGCUGGGUCACAGGACUGACAAAGAGGAAGGAAUAUGGUUUGGUGAGACGCUCCUCCCGUUUAGUAGCGGAUCUCUGCAAACACGGACGGGAGACUGUCAGGGGUGCUCGGUCCGGAUAAAAGCCGCCUUUAACACCUGAGACUAUCGCCCACAGCCCUGCAUAACAACCAGCACACCGGGGCACAUAAAUGGUGGAGGCCGUGGUGGAGUUCGACUAUGAGGCUCAGCAGGAUGAUGAGUUGACCCUGAUGGUGGGCGACAUCAUCAGGAACAUACGGCGGGAUGAUGGAGGCUGGUGGGAGGGCGAGCUGGGUGGACGCAGGGGGUUUUUCCCUGAUAACUUUGUCAGGGAGAUAAAGAAGGACGGGAAGAGAGAUGGAGGACAGGCGGCCAUCAUUAGGUCUGAACUUUCCAACGGCAGGGCCAGCCCCGUGUCAGACACUAACAUCCGACCUGGAAAGAAAGGAGAGCAAAUCCGUAAACGGAGAUGUAAGGCUUCCUUCAGCUAUGCACCUCAGCAUGAAGACGAACUGGAGCUGAAUGUAGGAGAUGUCAUUGAGAUCAUUACAGAGGUAGAGGAGGGAUGGUGGGAAGGAUUUCUUAACGGGAAGGUUGGAAUGUUUCCCUCCAAUUUCACCAAAGAGCUUCUGGCUGAUUCGGAUGCUGCUGCCGUGGAAACCCCCAGCUCACUGGAGGAGAUCCGCUACAGCCGUACCAGUAAAGACAGCCCUGGCAGUGAAAGUGAUGGAGGAGACAGUCGGUCAGAAUCAGGGUCAGAAAUCCAACCUAAGAAGAUCCAGGGGGUUGGCUUCGGUAACAUCUUCAAAGACCAGCCCAUCAUGCUCAGACCUCGCUCCAUAGAUCUAGAUUUAGAGAAGGUCAACGAAGGGAAAGGCGUGAGUGUAGCAGCUGAAAGCAUGAAGACCGAACCUGAUGGCAAAGCUAAAGUGCGGGAGCAGUGCAAGGUCCUCUUCCCAUAUGAAGCACAAAAUGAAGAUGAGCUAACACUGAAAGAUGGAGAUGUCAUUAAUAUUAUCACAAAGGACUGUGCCGAUGCAGGCUGGUGGAAGGGGGAGAUCGGCGGGAGACAAGGCGUUUUCCCAGACAACUUCGUCAAACUGCUUGAAGUUGAGAAAGAGAGACCAAAAAAACCGCCACCACCCAGCGCUCCAUCAGCUAAACACACCGCAGAAAAAAAAUCUGAAGUGAAGAAGCUCCCUCCUGAGCGGCCUGAGCAUCUGCCACAGAGAGACCAAGAUCGAGGUGAAGAGAUGAAGACCGGAGAAAUCCCUAAGACUUCACUCCCAUCAAACCUUCCCAAGAAACCCCUCCCCCCAAAGUCAAGCUCCUCCUCUUCCUCCCAUCCCCCAAGGCGUCCAGAGAGGCCGCCCACAUCAGGGUGUGAAAGCCCCAAGUCUGAGGGCGGGGCUUCAACCCCAGAUUCUGCCCCUGACAGGUCACAUGGCACCGAUGUCGACUUGGACACAGUCGUCUCUUCGACAGAGAAGCUCAGACACCCGACGGCAUCGCGGCCGAGAGUCACAGACCGCCGGCCUCGUUCCCAGAUCCUCACACCUUCCUCCGUGUCCAAUAUAGAGCUGGACUCUCCCACAGUGGAGGACAGGAAGGGCAGAAGGAAGGAUGACCAGGAGCCCGUCUCCAUCAAGAAAGGAGUCCCAAUAAUCCCAGUAUCUGACGUUAAAACCUUGCUGCCUAAACCCUCGAUCCUUCCCCCACCUAACUCCAGUCAUCGCACCAUCUCUCCGUCCUCCUCUUCGGGUCCGAGCCCCUCCCCAGAGCUCCGACAGUCGCCUCUGACACCGCCGCCGACGCUGGAGGAACUCAGGAACCAACUGAGAGACUUGAGAGCCUCCAUAGAUCUGCUGAAGCUCCAGCACAAGCAGGAGAUGAAGCAACUGGGCAAUGCGCUUGAUGAGGAGAAGAAGAUACGUAUUAGUUUACAGAUGGAAGUAGAGCACAUAAAGAAGAGCCUGUCCAAAUGAGGAUAGAAGAUUCAGUAUCAGCCUGCAUCACAUCUGAGACCACAUGAAAAACAAAAACAGAAAAAGAAUAAUUUUCUUACUGUUGGUUUUGACACCUCAGCCAAAAAUAAGUUUGUGCCAAACGAUCAUCACCAUCACCAAUGGUUCAGCAUCUCUGAAUCAGCUACAUUUCCUCCCCUCUAAGCCGCCUUAUCCUGUGUUUACUUUUGCAUUUGUUUUUAAUUUCUGUUAAAGAGGCUUCUCUGUUUGGUUUACUGCUAUAUUCGCUGUGUCACCGGUACUGACCGACCACGGAGCAAGGACGUGGAGCCACGGCUGCCUGGUACUUUUUUAAGUUUCCCAGAGUGAAGGAAACGUCUGCCUCUGUAGCCCGGUCUGAUCAGAAGAACUCUGUGCAGUUCUGCGUCCACUUUGCUGCCUUCACUUCCUUUCUGUGCAUAUGAGUGUGUUUGUUUUCAUACAAUGUGAGGACCUAAAGUAUUGAGGUUCAAAGUGGGGACAUUUUUAAGAGCUACAUUUCCAAUAAAAUAAAAAUAAAAUCCUGACCACAGAAACUACUUUUAACCAGAAGAUCUGAAAGUCUUGGCACCACUUAAGUUUUUUGUGCCCUAAACAAGUUUUUUAGUUAACUUUUAUUUUAUUAUUGUAUAAAAUCACAUGAAAGAGGGACCAAUGCUAGCACAACAUCCUUUUUAAGCAUAUAUCAAUAUAGAAAAACUCAUUAAUAAAUGCUACUGCAUCCGAUAGCAACAUUUUGACAGGAAAGAGAAUUAAUAUUUACAUUUUUCACAUUUUUGAACAAAACUCUUCCUGGGUUAUGUUUCAUAAAGUCAGAAAAAAAAAAACACCAUAAGCACAGUAAUUUCCUCUUUAGAAGUUGAAGAGUGAAGAAUAUUUCUAAUUUGCACUGCAGACAUGAGAUAAUGAGUCAUCAGGCAGUACAAUACUUCACUUCGCUUUAUGCCUUACUGUGAUAGUUUGUCCUUGUACUGCUUCAUGUCUAAUCGGCAAUUCCUGGGCGCUAAAAAUAGGUGGUUUGAAACAUUAGUUUAAGAGUCUGAACACAAAACUGCCUGAACUUUGGAGGCUAUGAAAGUAGAGCAAGGAAAUGUUAUUUGGAUCAGCAGCUGUGUCUUGAAACAAAAAGUGGGUGUAGUCUUUCCUCUAAUUCACACAGAGUCAGAAGCCCCACAAAUAUUUCAUAACAUCUCCCAUAGCAAUUUAAACCUUUACCACUGAGUUUUAGUAGAAAUCAACAAACAUCUGCUAUAAUUACAACCAGAUUUUUGAAUCUUUUUUUGGCAGAGUUGUUAGUUAUUUGAAGUUGUUGGUUUUCUAGCUUGGACCAAGCAUGUAAGCAUAGUCCUUAAAGUUUGAAUAGCAUUGAUGUUAGGGUUUAGAAAGUUAAUGUUAGCCUCCUAUAUCCAUUUCUGUGUCUUUGUGGUGAUUGCCCUCUUGGAACAACCCAGCUUUGAGGUGAAACCUAAAGAAUUUGCAGGUUGUCAUCCUUCUUUAUUGCCCAGCUUGUUCAAUGCACCAGUAUUACUGGCAGUGAACCAGCAUUAUGCUGCCACCACCGUGUUUGGCAAUAUACCAUUUUGUCACUGUGGCCCAUUGUGGUUCGUAUAAUGGUCAACAUUAUACAAACCACCUCAUGGUCAACCUGGAACCAUGAGGCACAAAUAAAACUUGAUUUAUCCAUAUGGCGAGUGACAGUCGUUUCAGUCGUUUCCAGGUCACAGCAGGCUAGAUGCAUGGUGGCUUCUGGGUUGUUCCUGAACAUCCUGACCCAUUUCAUUCCAUCUGACGGAGGCAGUGUUGGUCAGAUACUUUAAAACUGGAUGUUGUAACAGGAGACUGAUUUUGAAAAUGGACAAAGCAAACUGGCAUUAAGCUUCUCAAAUGGCCAGAAAUCCAAUCUCAAUCAAACUGAAAUAUAUGGACUAUGCUAAGCUAGGUGUCUGUCAGGAAACCAAACAUUAAAACUGAACUUGAUUAAUUCAAAUAUUUUUGCCUCUGUCCACCAAAGCAGAAAGGUUUAACCUAAGGAUUGAAUGUGUGACAUUGUAAUAGUGGGACAAUUUAGUUAUUUACAGAACAAGCUGGAGAAGAUCGAAAGAAAUAUCACCAAUAAAAGACCGCAUCGAUUAUAGGUGAUCACAUUCUGUGGAUAUGUGAUAUUUGGGGUUUUGCUGGGACAAACAACUGUACACAGAUGGUAAAUAGAUUAAGCUUUAUUUUUUUCUUUUCAGAAAUUAGCACUCUUGUUUUGUUUAAGGGAAAUCUUGAGAAACUCUAAGAAGCACAAUUUUAAAAAGACAAAUCAUUCCUUUAGCAAACAUGAAAACAUCAAACAUGUUGCUGUAGACUGAAAGUGCAUGAACAAAAGGGUUUCCUUUCUUUUCCGGCUAACAAAAAUAACAGGGUUAUGUGAAUGUAGAUGGUUACAGGUCCUCAUGGGUAAAUGAAGGUUACACGUGUGCAUAGGCGAACGAUUUUUGUAUGACAGCAUGUGCAACUGUUUUUGCCUCCCUUCCUUAGGUGUGCACAGAAUCUAUGGCAACCCGUCACUGUGGCCUUCCUGUUUCAGAUUCUAAGUCUUUUUAUUUCUUCUCUGUUCUGUCUUUUCGUAUGACAAAGAGAAAACUGCUUCAACCGAGGCUACAAGUUGUUUUCUUGACUUGGUCCUUUCUCUCCAAGAUGGUGAUAAAUGAAUAUAUAUACAUAUAUAUAUAUUUACUUUUAUAUUUCAGUGUAAUAAAGAGUCUAUUAUGUACUGUA
This is a messenger RNA of Girardinichthys multiradiatus, 4899 nucleotides long. It is a transcript of the gene sh3kbp1, whose product is annotated as SH3-domain kinase binding protein 1. The coding region runs from base 304 to 2118 and encodes 604 amino acids. The record is from RefSeq and is a predicted model, not a curated record. Gene Ontology annotation, molecular function: protein binding. The transcript has 19 exons. NCBI's taxonomy places the organism in Eukaryota, Metazoa, Chordata, Actinopteri, Cyprinodontiformes, Goodeidae.